AUGCCACUUCAUCUCGACAUUAAACGCAAGCUUUCGUCACGAUCGGAGCGCGUCAAGAGCGUCGAUUUGCAUCCAACAGAGCCAUGGGUACUUUCUGCACUUUAUUCUGGUAGCCUCAUGAUCUGGAACUAUGCAACGCAGUCACUGGUCAAAACAUUGGAAGUAUCGUCUUUGAAUGCCAAGUUUGUCGCUCGUAAACAGUGGCUUUUGCGUAACAAGGCCUUUGGUACUGCGCUAGACUUCAGCUGGUCACCAACAGACAUCGGCCACUACAUUAUACGCGAGAACAUUUUGAGGCUCACACUGUGUCGCAAUUUUAAGAAAGUUAAGAGCGAGGUGCCUCGCGUGCUGUCUCCGAAGGAGCUGCGGCUGAUCCGUAAGAUCGACGUGGUGGUGAAGAAUGUGUUUUGGUCUGAAAAUGGCAGCUUCAUCGUGCUUGCUAGCGAGCCGAGUUUUUUCGUGCUGCGGUACAACAAGGCAGUGGUGGCACAGUCUUUUGCUGCUGGCACGAACUUACCUGAUGAAGGUAUUGAUGGCGCCUUUGAUCUGCUCCACGGAAUUUCUGAGAAGGUUGACUCAACUACUACGCGGGCGGGCGGUGAGGUAAUGACGCUUGCCCACUUAAAGCAGAAGGUGUAUCUGCUCAGUAAUGCUAGAGUACCAAACUGCUGUGGUGCGUCGUGA
This is a messenger RNA of Peronospora belbahrii, 684 nucleotides long. The record is from the annotation of a GenBank genome assembly. Lineage: Eukaryota; Oomycota; Peronosporomycetes; Peronosporales; Peronosporaceae.